AUGCACCAGGACUCUAGCACCGAGGAACGGAUGUUCCAGUUUGACGAAGAGAUGGGCGAUGGACUGGACGCUCAGCUCGACCUGUUGUUUCAACAGACUGCGCGCGUAGAGAAGAUUAUAGAGUUCAAUGAGCGGGACUUGGCACAGCAGGAACUUGACUGUACUAUACCGGCACUGGACACCAAGGUCAAAUGGUAUAGGAAGUAUGUGAGGAUAAUGUUAGACAAGUGGUUGCUGAUCAAGGUCCGGUGCUACUCUCAAGGGCAAAAGCAAGAGCAAAAGCAAAAGCAAGAACAAGAGCAAGAACAAGAGCAAGAGCAAGGGCAACACAAAUCUACACAGUGCACCGUAACCAAAACGCUGUCAUCAUUAGUACUGGAUGUCCAGGGUCCAAUGAGUAACCGGCACGAGUUCGAAGCUGGUAGCUAUAGCUAUGAACACGCCCAUCCCAGUUCCACGGACGCCGAUGCGGAGAGCAUAGUCACAGACGAGAGCGAGCUGCAACACACGAGGGCCACCACCAGCAACUACCGUGCACUAGGACAGUGUCAGGGACAGAGUCAGGGACAGAGUCAGGGGCCGCCCAACAUACUUCACGACAGGGAUAAAGAAGCACCACGUGGCAGAACAAGACACAGGUCACGGUAUACCCCUGUACGACACGCAUCAUGUGGCAAUCGGUGA
Nakaseomyces glabratus is the source of this 684-nucleotide messenger RNA. RefSeq lists its product as uncharacterized. The record is from RefSeq and is a predicted model, not a curated record. Lineage: Eukaryota; Fungi; Ascomycota; Saccharomycetes; Saccharomycetales; Saccharomycetaceae.